This is a messenger RNA of Diaporthe batatas, 4227 nucleotides long. RefSeq lists its product as uncharacterized. The transcript is spliced from 2 exons. Lineage: Eukaryota; Fungi; Ascomycota; Sordariomycetes; Diaporthales; Diaporthaceae. Gene Ontology annotation, molecular function: ATP binding; protein kinase activity. Gene Ontology annotation, cellular component: centrosome; spindle pole; nucleus. The coding region runs from base 1545 to 3785 and encodes 746 amino acids. Gene Ontology annotation, biological process: mitotic cell cycle; regulation of cytokinesis; protein phosphorylation. The record is from RefSeq and is a predicted model, not a curated record.
GCGGCUAGUUGGGGCGUGGGAGGGGCUUGCUUCCCUCUCAGGCCUCUUUGUGCUCCCUAUCAGGGUACGGAGUACAAGGCCCACGAUUCCACGAUAGCAAGACUUGUCCCACACCAAGGCUGGGCCCGGUACAUGGUUCGAGCCGCACCACAGGGCCUGGUGGCACAGUACCGUACGGUGGCAGGGUGGUGCAAGCAGGACCCAAGCACCCAAGAAGUGUCCACAAUCUUUUCCCCAGAGCUGAUCGCCGCUGGUGCACUGACUGAUUUGAGCGUCCAACAAGCUGGCUUGCCUGGCAAAGGCCUGGCAAGGACGAAGCCCACAUCCCACAUCCAAUAAUACCUUCAGUCACAAACCCCCGUCCUGCCCAUCCCUCCUCGUGCAUUUUUGUCUGGAUGUUCAAGUUGCAUUGCAUAUUGGAUUGGCCUCGCCUCGCCUCGCCGCUCUCGCACUCUGGCACUCUGGGGCCUGCCACCUUACUAGUGUCUACCUCUACCCUACCUAGGCACCUUUCCCAUCCAUCUUCCUCCGAAUAUCUCUCCUGUCUCGAAAACAUCACGUCCGCCCUUCAUCUUCAUCUUCAUCUUCUUCUUCUCCUCUUCCUCUCUACCCACACCUUCCUGCUUCCUUCCACACAUACUCUGCACCAAAGUGGUCUCUAUUUCAUGAUACCCCGACCACGACCCCGACCCCGACCAAUCCGCUCCUGUUCCCCAGCUCUUGGCUCUUGACGACUCGCCAUCUCGCCUUCUCCCACUGCGACGGUAGAUCUCGCACCGUUUCAGGUACCACCCGAGACGCUGCCUCGACCUACCGUAUCGUUACCAUAUUCACCCUGCGGCCUUGCUGGCUACACCAACUCGUCUGCACCAGCACCUACUUGCUUGGCAGCAAGUAUCAAUUUCUCGGCAUUGGUCGUACCUGUCUCAAAGUUCCAUCGUCACAUAUAAUUCACUCGGUGUGCCUUGGACCCCCAUCUGCCAUCCUAUAACUGAGAGGCAUCCUCCCUCCCAGCAUCCAUUUUCCACCCGUCGUGAAGGACCAACACACGAUACUCUGGAGCAGCCCGCGGACAAGGCCAGAUACAGCAGCCAUCCUCCGCUGAGCCCCUCUCGCCCCCUCCCCCAAACCCGACCCCCCGUAUUGGAGGGUGGUGAACUUAACCUCGCCUGCACCUGUGCGAGUGAGUGUCGUCUGCUCAAAUCACGCCCGCGCCCGCGCCCGCGCCCUCGCCCAGCUGCCUCUUUUCCCACCACCUGCCAGAGCUUGCCUGUUCCAGCGUCAGCAACCGGGAACCUUGGGGUUUCGGUACCUCCGGCUCUCCAAAGCGCAGCUCGACCUGGUCGCCCGGCCCUUCUUAGCCGCCUCUUGACGUCUUAGCCUCCCACCCCAGUCCACUCAGACCAGGUGAGGGGCGUCAACCAGGCCUUGGGGAUUUUACUGGGGCAAGCGGCACUACCUCGAAACAAGGACAGCCUUCCAAACUCAAUCUAGUCAUAACCUACCGCCCUCCUUCCUUCCUUCUUCCUCCCCCAAAGUCCGCAAUGGCUUCCUCCAUGCUGGGCCCUCCUGCUCUGUCCCAACAGCCCUCCGCCCCGAUCUCUGCACCCCCAGCCUCAACCGCCGCAACCGCUGCAACGUCCACCUCAGAAUCACUACGCGACGACUGCAGCCUGUCCUCGUCCUCUCCACCACAGUUCGCCAGCAGCCUCUCAAAUCCAAUAUAUGAGGAGAGCGAUGAGGAUUCCGAGAGUGUCGCACACAACGAGCCAGUGACGCCUGUGAGCGGCAGACAGUCCUCGGAAUUCCGCACCCACAGGGGCAAUGACAACCAGGGUCAUCCCGACCUCACUGACUCUUCUCUGAUUCCUUUUCCCUCAAUCGAGUCUGACGGCGCUGCCGUCCCACCCCCAAAAAUCGACCUGCGCAAAGGGCCUUUCGCCAACCAUCACUUCGAGGCCAACAUCAACACCCAGAUCGCUGCUGAUAGCCCGGUCACUCCCCAGGAGACGCCAGCCAGUCCCAGGAAGAGCAUCUCAACGAGACCUAUCUCCCCGCCCUCAACCGCCAGGACAUCCGCCGACGAAUCGCAGCCGGGCUCCGUGCAAGACUCGCGACGCAGCACUCGCGGAUCUACGCACAGCUUCAAACGCACCAUGUCCAACCUCUUCAAGCGCAACGGCCAACAUGGCGACGCCGAUCAGCCCGUGGUGGUUGUCGCUCACCAGGAUUCGCUAGAGGCCAACCGCAGGUGGUCCAUGAACAGGUCAACAGCCACCACUCCCGGUUCCAACACACCUCCCUCGCCCGGCACACGCAUGCAGGACGGCAGCCAGCGCAGUAGUAACAAUCUGCUGCCACCGUCGCCUGAGGAGUUCAUGCACAAGAAGAACCGCGCUUCAACAGGCCUCACACUUCGCAGUCGUGCGGUGAACUUUGCAACGGGCAACGGGCGCAGCUCUAAGAAACAACUAAGCCUGAGGCGGGCUAGCAGUUUCGAUGGCGGCCAAAAAAAACACCAGGCGCAGGAUGGCGAGCUUGGUCCCGCGGCCGUCUUCUACGCGAGACCGGACGUCGGUGUUGGCGUCAAGGCACGGCGACUAAGUCUGAGCUUGCCGGACGAGCUGACCAUCGACGUCGGGGAGCUCCUCAAUGAGUUUGAAUACAAGCAGAAGCAUAUACUUGCGCGCCAUAUGUCGCGACCACUGGGCAAGGGUGCCACAAGUACGGUCCGGAUCAUGUCGCGCAAGGGCUUCCCAGACGAGCUGUACGCUGUCAAGUGCUUCCGCAGCAAGGACAAAUCAGAUACGAAGGAGGAAUAUGAAAAGAAGAUUAAGUCCGAGUACAGCCUCGCCAAGAGCCUGCACCACCCAAACAUCGUUGAGACUGUACGCCUGUGCGUGGACCACGGGCGUUGGAACCACGUCAUGGAGUACUGCUCAGAGGGUGAUCUGCACAGCUUGCUCAAUAAGAAAUACUUGUCCACCGCUGAGCGGGAGAAAGACCGCCUCUGUCUCUUCAAACAGCUGAUCCAGGGGCUCAACUACCUGCACAGCAACGGCAUCGCGCACCGAGACAUCAAGCCAGAGAACCUGCUCUUGACCAGCGACAGCAAGCUGAAAAUCACAGAUUUUGGCGUCACGGAGGUGUUUUCCGGGAUUCACCCCGCCGCGAGGGAAUCGGGCGGCGAGUGCGGCCGACAGAUGAACGGGGAAGUUCGAAUGUGCAAUCCCGGCAUUUGUGGGAGCCAGCCAUACAUGGCCCCAGAAGUCCUGGCUAGGGAUCGGCAGUACGACCCGCGCAUGCUCGACGUUUGGAGUGCUGCUUGCGUGAUGAUCAACAUGUUGACUUCGGCAAACCUCUGGGACAAGGCCGUGUUUGGCGCGGAUAAGUGUGACAGUUAUACCUCGCUCGUUCAAUCCUUCGACAAGUGGAACGCCAAACAUGUCGACGGCAACGCCAUCAUCACCGAGAACGACUACCCGAGCUACCCACCGUUCGACGUGGGCCUCCACCGCCCAGCACUGCGACGUGUUCUGUUGAUGAUGCUGAACCCCAAUCCUAAUAAGCGCUCCACCAUCACUGAGAUCGCCAACGUCCGGUUCAUCAAGAACAUACAAUGCUGCCAACCAGAGAGCUACGACGAUCCUAGUGUGGUCAUCGACGCCACCAAGAGCGCAUCGUUCAAUCUCAAGACCACCAAGACCUUCUGCCACAACCACCUGCCGCCCAAGUGGGAGAACAGCCACUCUCUGCCGCCAAUGCCAGGCAAGGCUGGGUACUGAUUCCCGCCGCCAGCAGUGCAUGCGCGGCUACGGGCUUGGACGGAGGCAGUUCUCAUAUUUUAAUUUCGGAAAUGGGCGUGUUUGCCCGGCACGAGGGACGAUUUACGUGGCAUCACGGCGCAGGCAGGGUAGAGAAAUGGGUGACCUUAGCAUUUGCAGUCAUUGGCACAGGCGUUGAUGGGUGUUCAGGCGCGAUGGCUUCGCGGAACUUGAGAAGAAGACGCGGUUGUGCUAUACUAUUUCAAAAGCCGAGCAGGGGUAAUAGUUGCCGUUUGGUUCACAAGGGCUAAUCCAGCCAAGGUCUCGCUCCCCGCCUUCGAUCCUGAAACUUUUGAUCAGGAACAGGAGCGCUGUAGUGAUGGAGGAAAACAAUAAGCAGCUCUUUAAUCGAUCGGCAGAAGCCCAAAUGUACAUAGUCAAAUGACAGCUGUCUUGCCCACGG